Messenger RNA from Penicillium waksmanii, 510 nucleotides. It is a transcript of the gene arp1, whose product is annotated as scytalone dehydratase arp1. Bases 1 to 510 code for a protein of 169 amino acids. Gene Ontology annotation, molecular function: scytalone dehydratase activity. Lineage: Eukaryota; Fungi; Ascomycota; Eurotiomycetes; Eurotiales; Aspergillaceae. The record is from RefSeq and is a predicted model, not a curated record. The transcript has 3 exons. Gene Ontology annotation, biological process: melanin metabolic process.
AUGUCUCCAGCCAUGAAAAACCCUGAGCCUAACCUCGACAUUAGCUUCCAAGACUACCUGAUCCUAUCCAAGCUCGUGUUCGACUGGGCAGAUAGCUAUGAUGCCAAGGACUGGGAACGCCUGCGUGGCAUCAUUGCCCCAACACUGACGGUGGACUAUACCGAGGUCGGCCUAAGAAGAUGGGAUGACAUGUCCGCCGAGGAGUAUAUGGGGAUGGUUACGCAUCCAGGCUUCCUUGGGGACCCAACCAUCAAGACACAGCAUCUUCUAGGCCAGACAUGGUGGGAGAAGAUCUCCGACACUGAGGUGAUUGGCCAUCAUCAGCUGCGUGCCGCGCACCAGGUGUAUACCGAUGAAACCCUGAAGGAGGUGAAGCUGCGCGGACACGGGCAUGCGACCAAUGAACACUACUAUCGCAAAGUAGAUGGCGUUUGGAAAUUUGCUGGAUUGAAGCCACACGUACGAUGGAAUGAGCUUCGCUUCGACGAGGUCUUCAGAGGACUUGAUUGA